Messenger RNA from Rotaria sp. Silwood2, 6492 nucleotides. The record is from the annotation of a GenBank genome assembly. NCBI's taxonomy places the organism in Eukaryota, Metazoa, Rotifera, Eurotatoria, Philodinida, Philodinidae.
AUGGCGUACAAUUUACUUCGACGUUUAAAAUUAUUCGAAGAAAAAACUGCAACAUAUGUUAAUUAUCACUGCCAAAAACAUCAACAAGUAAGCAAUCGGAUGCUUGAAGAUGUGAUCAACACGGUGAAACGUUUAAUGAAACAUAAAAAGAAGAUCAAAAAAAUUAAUAGUUUAUGGAAAAAAGUUUUUCUACGUCGAUUACUAAGAACACUGACUAGAGCCGAAAAAAUUUCCGAAUAUUUUCUCGAAGUCGAUGAAGAUAAUGAAAACGAUAAUCUAAAAGAAGAAGAACAAAAAGAAGAAAAUAUUCGUCUGCAAAGAUUUGUACUUGAAGAUCUUUGGCAACAGCAUGCUGAUGAAUGUCAAUACAUUCUGCAUGGUCGUAUGCCAACAUCUAAUUCACAUAUACGUUCGACAUUUUUACAGGUGAAAACUUUUGAAAACAAACUCGAACAACGCAAGAAAGAAUACUUCGUACGAAUCAAUGGUCGAAAAAAGACAUUAAGUGAGUUAUGUGAGGAACAUUAUCUAUUUCUAAAGGAAUAUGUUGACAAAUGUAUUUCUUUUCAUUCUAAUCUUUCUGUUCCGCUAAGUAUUAGAAUAGAGGACGUGCGUCAGCUUUUAAGACAAAUUAGUGCAGAAGAGUGUUCAUUUUCUGCACUUAAUUUGGAUACAUUCAUACGCGAUAUUGAGAUGCCUCUUCGUUUUGCCUGUGCAACGCUAGUAAACUGUGACACUUCCCUUAAGUCGAACAAUGAGAAUAGAGAAGUUGCUUAUUUUCUUCCUUCUAUUGAUGAUCGUUCUCUCGAACGUGGUAUCUUACUAAAAAAUAUUUUAUCUAUUCUACAAAAUUAUCGUUGGUCAGUGAUCCUAGGAGGUCCUGGCAGCGGAAAGACAACAUUAUUACGUUGGCUCACACUUGAAUAUGCUCAUUUUCUUCGUCAAGGAGAAACAGAACAUUUUUUGCUAGAAGAACGAAAAGAAUGGGAGCUAUUAGCAACACAAAUAGGACUUAUUAAUUGUCCUAUUUUAUCAGUUGCACGAGUACCCAUAUUGAUUAGAAUAGGCGAGUUUGUCACUUGGCUAGAUUCUCAUGUUGACUGUUCAUUAUUGGACUAUAUUGGUCAACAUACGUGGUACGGUAAUCGUUAUUCAGAAACAAAUGAUUCAAAAGUUCUUCAUGAAUUUAUUCAUCAUGGUCAUGCACUCAUUCUUUUCGAUGGUUUAGAUAAAGUUUUGAAUUAUGAACAACGAAAAAAAGUUGUUAAUUUAAUAGAAAUAUUUCUAGAAAAAUAUGUUCAAACGUCAUCAUUUAUUUCCAUGAAGGAUGAUAAAAAUAUUGUAGAAAAAUGGGGCGGAUACUUAGAUGAUUAUCCUGAGUUUUUGCUCGAAAGAAAUCAAGUUAUUAUUACAUCACGCAUCAUAGGAUAUGGUCUCGUACAAAUUCAGAGUAAUUUAAUUGCACAUUUUUAUCUAACAUCAAUGAAUAAGCAAGAAGUUGAAUUAUUUAUUCGUAAUUGGCUUGUGAAUGUAGAUAAUGCGCUUAUUAAUUACAUCAGUAAUGAAAAUCGUUUCAAGUUUAAUCGAGAAAAAUUGAAGAAAAUCAGAGAAAAGCUAUGGAAAAAAGCUUUCUGUUUAGCAACACGAUCUCGUUUAUUAUCCCAUCCGAUUUUAUUGUCCGUAGCUCUAUCAUCUCUUGUACACAAUGAUAUAAAUCAGAUUGAUUUCACAUCUGAAAUUUCUGUUUAUGACUCAACUAAAAAGGUUAUGAUAGAGAGUUGGAUUUCAUCAAAUAAGACAAAGUUGAAUGCAGCAUCUAUUGAAUGGAUUCUUCGAGAUUUAGCUGUACAUCUAUAUGAAAAUUGUCCAUCCGGUUGGAUCGAUAAAUUCGAUCUUAUCCGAUUAGUUUUUAUAUCUCUUCAAGCAUUUCAACAACAGAAACAUCAUGUUCAUAUGUCGAAUGAUAAAUUGAAUACACAAGUUGGAGACUUUGUUAAUCUUUUAUCGUCAAAUGUUGUGGGUUUCGCAACAGCACAAGGAUUAGACGCGUAUGGAUUUCUUCAUCGAACACUUGAGGAAUAUUUUGUUGCUUUAACUAUUGUCAAUCCUUUGAAUUGUGAACGUAUUCUUUCGGCUAAAAUGAUAGCUGAUCGUCUCUUCAUUUGCAUAUGGAAGACUGAAUAUCAUAAACCAUUGUCACUUGCUAUCGGUUGGUUAGAUCAUCACUUGAAACCAGAUGAUAUGGAUGUAUUCUGUUUUGAAUUGUCCAAUAGAAAUGUUGGUAGUCUACCUCUGGGCUGUCUUCUAUUAACUGAUGCACUUACAAGUUUAUACUCUUUUCGUUCUUCUAGUACGAUAGUGCGCAUUUUCAGAUGCAUACUGAUGUCUUCAAGUUUAGAGGAUGAUUCAAAAGAAUACCUUCGACAAGCAUUGAAUAGUCUAUCAAUAGAAGCUGCUAGCAGUAUAUUUGAAAAUCUCUUGCAUGAUGAUUCAAUUCAUGUCGAACGUAUGUACGAGCUUCUUCUCUAUUGCAUGGAACCGAUAGUUGAUAAAAGCACAUGGAUGUUCCCCUCAUGGUUAUCCGAUUCAACAAUAAGUUUUAUUACAAUUUGUGAUGAAAAAGACGUGAAUGUUCAUACAAUCAUCGAUUGGAUUUUUCGUUGUGUAGAACCUGUUCUGUGUCACAGUCACUUCAAUAUUCUAGAAUCGUUUCUAAUUAGCGAAAUGAUUUCUAUUGAUAAAAUUCAUCCAUUGAUUCUAUCGGUUAUUAUAGUUCUUUGUGGUGGUAUGAUAAAAGACGAAAAUUCUAUCCAUUUUGAUCCGAUACGAAUGCAUCGGUUGACUCCAUUAGCACCUUUGUUAAUUGAAUGUUGCAAGAAAGAUAUACAUGAUAUCCAUCAAAAUAUUCGCUAUUUAAUUGACGAAUGCGAGACGAUCAUUUUUGAAGCAUCCAUAGAUGAUAUAUCAAGACGAACACAAGAUGCAUAUCUUGCAUUGAUCAUUCUUCGAAGUAUCAUUCCGAUCAAUAUCUUUGAACAUUGUCGUCACCAUAAGGUGUUGUCUCUCGUAUUCUAUCGACUCAAAUUAGUCCUAUAUCAUUUGCGCCAAUUUUAUACUAUACAAAGAACUUGUUCUCAAAAUCGUACUUCAUUAUUCAGCGAUAUAAGUACGUUUCUGAAUGAAAUGUCUACGAAAUAUGAUAUAAAUGCGAAAAUAAAAAACUCGUUGACUAUUGCGAUGAUUGAGGCAUGUAAACAUCUGACAUUUCCAAACACUUCAUCUUGGAAAGAUAUUCAGUUAGUUGUACCUUACAAUAAUGUAGAUAAAAAAAAUGAAGUGUUCACGAUUUAUUCAUUGAGACAUUUGCGACAUGUACUCGCGUUGUCGUCAACUGAUGAAGUUACAGCUAGAAAUCAAUGGAAGUAUGGAAAACAUUCAUAUCAACUUUUAUGUCAGCAUCCACUUUUCUUAGUUGCAUUCAUACCCGUUUCAUUUCAACCUAUUUUUGAACGGUUCAUUCUAAAAGAUCAACUAAAUCUACAAAAUUCCGAAUGGAAUUACAUUUUUAAAUUAGUACUUUUAGCCGAAGUACUUCUAUUCGUAGACCAACAGAAUAUGCGCACAUUCGAACUUUUUUCAUUUCUCACUACAAUAGAAGAUACUGUUCAAAAGAAUCAAUUAGAAAGUUAUGUCUUAGCAAUCAUACAAACAGUGAAAGCGACUAGAUAUGAGUAUAAUCUAGAAGAUAAUGAAAUAUCAAUUCCGACUAAUGUGAAUCUUGUUACUGUGAGAACUGCUAUAGAGAAAGAAUAUGAACGAAUAUCGAGUGCUCUUUCUUCUGUGGGACAUCAACAAAGACUCCAAGUUGAUUUGCAACUAUUCUCGGCAGCACUGUCAAUUAUUCGUAUGUGCGAAUUCAUUAGGGAAAAGAAAGAAAUAUUUGAGAAAGUCAUGCAAGCAGUACAAUAUAUUCAAGAUCACGUUUUGCGUAUACUAUGCCUUUGUCAUAUGCGGCAAAUCGUUUGCAGAUGGUCUGAUAAAACUAUGCAUACUGUAUUACAACAAAUGCUCAUCGAAAUUGAACUAGAACAAUUACCGUGUAGUUUACCAUUGAUAAUUAAGUCGAUUAUACUCAUUUCAUGUAUCCAAGAAGGAGAAAAGAUGCAUCCAUUACUAAAUGAACUGUUGGAGAAUGUGUGUACACAUUUACAUCAAAUACCCAGUGACGAUGAAGACGCUAAGGAUCAAGAGAGCGUAUUUCAAGCACUGAAAACAAUAGUUGGACUUGAGAUACAGCUUCCAUUUUCAUUUAGAACUCGAUCAAAUUUAUCCGACAUUCUCGAAUUUAAUUCGUCUAGUUUACAUUCGUUCUUGCUUCAAACAGACGAAUCUUUCCUCACAGAUUUCGAUAAUGUCCUCCUAUGCCAAUUAUAUCUUGCUGAACUAACAGUCGAUACAAACACACUCAUGAUUGUUGUUCCGCAUUUGAAUGAUUGUAUUCCAACGCCUAAAACAUUAAAUUUAACAGAAAAACUGUUCGAGCAAUGGAAUUGGAAUUGUUCAACAGAAAAAUUCUCCCAUCAUCGAAUUGUAUCAAUCAAUAUGUAUUUGAGUUCGACACCAACUCGAAACAUUGAACAAGUCAUUCCAUUUGAUGAUCCUAUUGUCUAUAAAGAUAUUGAAGUAAGAGAUCGACUAAUGAUUGAAAAUUGGCUCUCAUACUAUGACGAUAAGGACAAUGAAUGUCAUUGUCAAUUUGCUCUGCUUGCUGUUGGUUUACUUUUGAGAAGUGACCAUGAAAAUUUGUCUUUGUCUGUGAUAGAGAAAAUAUUUAGAAUAUUGGAAAAAGCAUUUUUUCAGUCUGUUGAUAACAUUCGUUAUCAAGCACGAACAGCUUUUCAAAGUUGGUAUGAAAACGAUGUCUAUAUCACGUGCGAAAAAUGGAGUUCAUGGAUGUGGCGAGUGCUACGAAGUGCUUGGCUACAUUCUUUAUCAUUUCCAAAAAUAUAUAUAAAAUUCAUAGAUGAUAUCAAUUUGUUGCUUGAGUUAGAAUCUAAUAGAUUAAGAUUAUUACCAGAUGAUGAUGAACGAUUUUCUUUCUUGUUUUUAAUAGGUAGUUAUACACAAGAGGUGCGCAAUUAUCUGAUGACACAUAUUCAGACACAAUUGAAGAGUGAUUCGAUAGUGAAUGAUGAGUAUCUCGCAACUAUAAUAGUUCAUUUAGCUGAAGUUGAGACAGACAUUGAUCCUGAACUGCAUAAUGACAAUUUUGUUGAAGUAUUAAAAACAAUUGUGUAUGAGCAAAAUUUGUUACCAUUUACACAACGAGCAGCAUCUUUUGCAUUAACAUUUGACAAGCAAGGUCGGACAUUUUUAGAAAAUACAAUAUGUUUUUCUCAGCAAAACUUGAGACUUGACGGUGAUUCAAUCAGGGAACCAGAACGAAUACAACUUUCAGAUUAUGUUCUCUAUCUCUGUUUAUGGGCUUUCGUCGAUGUUUUCGUCAACUAUCGUUCUGUAGACGAAUCCUUUUUUAAGUCUAUAGAAAAACUAUCGAGUUCUGUGACAGUCUCUCAACAUGCUCUUGCCUGUUAUAAUUAUAUGUUAUGGAAAGAUAAAAAACCUGAUGAGAGUAUCAACGAUAUGGAACAUCGAUUAAGUGUUAGUGCUGAUUUUCUAUACACUGUAAUAAAGACAAAACGAGAAUGUACGAUCGAAAGAGAAGAUCAUAAUGACUGGUGUACUCAAAUUGUUGAGUUACUGCGAAGUCAUUGGAAUGAUCUAGCGGAUCGUUUUAUAGAUGAUUGCUAUAAUUCUUUAUUGAGCUCCUCCGCAACAAUGAAUCGUAUCAAUCGUGAUGCGGAUUAUUUAUAUGUUGCUUGCGAACUAAUUGAACUAGAACCUGAAUCAUUUUGUGAAGCAGUUCGAACAAGUGUUCACGGUGAAGAAGCAUUCAAAAAGGCACUUUAUCGCGCAUGGAAAAAGGGAACUAUACAGCAAAGACGUUGGUGUAUUGAACUGUAUUCGACAUUCGACGUUGCCACUGUAGAUUGGAUUCAUAUGAUCUUUACAGAUUUUUUUGAUCUCUAUCAAAACUAUGAUGAAAUUUUCAAACCAUUAGAAAAAAUCGAGAAUAGAGAUGCCAUAGAAAGUCUUUUUCCAUAUUUGAAGUCUGUUUCGAUGGGUAAACGAAACAUUGCUGUCACAUUCUUGGUUUACUAUGCUAUUACCAAUAGUAUUUCUUGUUUGGAAGUCUAUCAAUUAUUAGAUGAUGUUCUGAAAGAUCCUAUGUCGAAUAAAUUAUUUUAUGAUCAAAAAGAAAAACGAAGCAAACCACUGAUUGGACAAAUUCAACGUCUACUUUUGACGAUUACUUGUUUGAGACAAGUUUCCAACAAAGAAUCCCUAGCUCUUCUUGUACACGAGAAAAUCAUCAUUGACUUUUAUGAAUGUCUUGAGGCAUCUCAUUAUCCGCUGUAUAAACUAAGAUAA